Molecule: messenger RNA, 4607 nt
Organism: Elaeis guineensis (African oil palm)
Lineage: Eukaryota; Viridiplantae; Streptophyta; Magnoliopsida; Arecales; Arecaceae
Product: DNA mismatch repair protein MSH6
Biological process (GO): mismatch repair
Cellular component (GO): nucleus
Molecular function (GO): mismatched DNA binding; ATP binding; ATP-dependent DNA damage sensor activity
Source: RefSeq, a predicted model, not a curated record
CCAUUCCUCGAUUAUAUAGAUUCGCUAAUUCGUGUCCCGAGACCAGGAAUCGAUUACUUCCCAGCAGCCAUCCCGCCGGGCAUCGCAAAGAUGGCAGCGAUUCGAAAAAAAUGGUGCCAGCCCAGCAUCUUGACGUGGAUCCGUCACGCCACUCUUCCCGCCAAAUCUCCCCGUUCUCGCUGCCAAGUACUCUCCCGCCUUUAAAUUCCCGCCACCUCUCCACCUUCCUUCCGUCGCAACGCUUCCCCUCUCCGUCUCCCCACCGCAAACCCUAAGCCUAGUCCUAACUUUCCCUUCUAAUGACUUCUUCCCGUCGCCUCAGCAAUGGCCGCUCUCCUCUGGUCCGGAAACAGAGCCAGAUCACCUCCUUCUUCUCCCCCGGUAAGGGUUCCCAAGAAAAACACAGUCCCAGUCCAAGCCCUAACCCUAACCCUAGCUCUAGCCCUAGCCCUAGCUCUAAGCCUAGUCCGGAUCUUUUUCCGUCCCUACGGAAGAAGAAUAAGCCCCUUCUAGUAAUCCCUUCUAUUCCCGCUUCCAAACCUAGAACCCCGCUGACCGCUGGGGAGAGGGCCUACUCCGAGGAGGUGGUCGGGAGGAGGAUCAGGGUCUUCUGGCCCCUCGACAAGGCAUGGUACGAGGGCAGUGUCAAGUAUUUCGAUGAGGCCUCCGGGAAGCACCUGGUCCAAUACGACGAUGCUGAGGAAGAAAGCUUGGACCUUGGGAAAGAGAAGUUCGAGUGGGUCGAAGAAGAGCCCUCGAGGAAACUCCGACGGCUGAGGCGGAUGUCGAGUCCUGUGGAGACGCCGUGCAGUGCAGGGGAUGUGGAGGAGGACGGGAGCAGUGUAGAGGAUUCUACCGAUGAUGAGGAGUGGGGUAAGGGGAUGGGGAAGGACAUGGUGGAGGAUGACUCAGAGGAGGAGAUUGUUGUAAGCUCGAGAAGGUCCCGGUCGGGGAGUUCUUCAGGGUCUAGGAAAAGGAAGAAGAUCGAAGUUGAAAAGUUGGACUGUGCUAAAAAGGUUAGAUUUGAUGGAGACGGAGAGAAGAGUACAUCAAAAGCCUCUUUGAGCAGCAUCAGAAGCAGCACUGUUGGGUCCUUGAGCAAUUCUGAGAGAGGGCAUGUUUUGUAUAAUCUUGAUAGCACUCUAACUGGUGAAGCAGCUGAACGGUUUGGAAAAAGGGAAGCAGAAAGAUUUAGGUUCCUUGGGCAAGGGCGGAAAGAUGCUCAUGGGAGGCAGCCUGGAGAUGCAGAUUAUGAUCCAAAAACUCUGUACUUGCCCCCAGAAUUCUUGAGGAGUCUGUCAGGAGGACAGAGGCAAUGGUGGGAGUUCAAGUCAAGGCAUAUGGAUAAGGUCUUGUUUUUCAAGAUGGGAAAGUUUUAUGAGUUGUUUGAAAUGGAUGCACAUAUUGGAGUCAGGGAGCUUGAUUUGCAAUAUAUGAAGGGAGAACAGCCUCAUUGUGGUUUUCCUGAAAAGAACUUUUCGAUGCAGUUGGAGAAAUUGGCUAGAAAGGGUUACCGAGUUCUUGUUGUGGAACAGACAGAGACACCUGAGCAGCUUGAACUUCGUCGUAAAGAGAUGGGGUCUAAAGAUAAGGUCGUGAAACGUGAAAUAUGUGCUAUAGUCACAAAAGGAACACUGACUGAUGGAGAAUCGCUAUUGACAAAUCCUGAUACUUCUUACCUAAUGUCGAUUACUGAAAAUGGCCAAUGUUUUGAGAACCAAAAGGAAGGAGAGACAAUUAUAGGACUCUGUGUGGUUGAUGUUUCCACAAGCAAGUUCAUGAUAGGACAGUUCGAAGAUGAUUCAGAUCGUCACUGUUUAUGCUCAAUAUUAUCUGAAUUAAGGCCUGUGGAGAUCAUAAAGCCUUCUAAAGUGCUCAGUCCUGAAACUGAGAGAGUCUUGCGGAACAAUACAAGAAACCCUUUAGUUAAUGAUUUGGUUCCUUUUACAGAAUUUUGGGAUGCUGAGAAAACUAUUGGUGAGGUCAGAAAAUAUUACAGCCUAUCAAGGAGACUACCAGCAUCAGCAAAUGACAGCAUUUCUGCUAAUUUUGAUAAUCUGGUGAAUGAUUCAUUGGCCUUACCAGAUAUGUUAGCUGAGCUGGUGAGUGCAGGCAAUGAUGGAUUAUAUGCCCUUUCUGCUCUUGGAGGCUGCCUGUUUUAUUUAAGGCAGGCAUUUCUGGAUGAAACAUUGCUUAACUGUGCUAAAUUUGAGCCACUUCCAUGCUCAGAUUUUUUCAGCACUAUUCAGAAUUCAUAUAUGAUACUUGAUGCAGCAGCGCUCGAGAACCUGGAGAUAUUGGAGAAUAACAGAAAUGGAGGUCCCUCAGGGACACUCUUUGCACAGUUGGAUCAUUGCGUUUCGGCAUUUGGCAAAAGAUUACUUAAACGAUGGCUUGCUAGACCACUGUAUAAUACAAGGUCCAUUUUAGAACGUCAAGAUGCCAUUGCAGCUAUGAAGGGCAUUGGUCUUUCAUCUGCGCUUGAAUUUCGAAAAGAAUUAUCAAGGCUUCCAGACAUGGAACGUUUGCUUGCACGCCUCUUUGCUAGCUGUGGGGCUAAUGGAAGAAAUUCCAACAGAGUGGUUCUUUACGAGGAUGCAGCAAAGAAGCAACUCCGAGAUUUUAUUGCUGCUCUCCGUGGUUGCCAGUUAAUGGUCCAAGCAUGUUCUUCCCUUAGUACUAUACUAAGCACUACAGAAUCUAGUCUGCUCCAUUAUUUAUUAACACGAGGCAAAGGGCUUCCAGACAUGUGUUCACUUGUUAGUCAUUUCAAGGAUGCCUUUGAUUGGUCAGAAGCUGAUCGCAGUGGGCGCAUUAUACCUCAUGAAGGAGGUGAUGUUGAAUAUGAUCUUGCAUGUAAAACAGUGAAAGAGAUUGAAUCUGCUCUGACAAGGUACCUGAAGGAGCAACGCAAGUUGCUAGGAGAUGCAUCGAUAAACUAUGUCACUGUUGGGAAAGACUUGUAUCUACUUGAGGUACCUGAGAGCUUGAGGGGUGCUGUUCCUAGGGACUAUGAGUUACAAUCAUCAAAGAAGGGGUAUUUCAGAUACUGGACACCAAAAAUAAAGGAGUUCUUGUCAGAGCUUUCUCAAGCUGAGGCGGAUAAAGAAUCUAAGCUCAAAGGCAUUCUUCAAAGGUUGAUUAAGUAUUUCAGUGAGCAUCAUAGCAAGUGGAGACAGUUGGUUUCUGUAACUGCAGAGCUAGAUGUUUUAAUUAGUCUGGCAAUUGCAAGUGACUAUUAUGAGGGACCGGCAUGCCGCCCAGUCAUUAUGGAACGAUGCCAUUCAGAUGAUAAACUUCCAUGUUUGUCUGCUAAAAGUCUGGGACAUCCCAUUCUCCGAAGUGAUGCCUUAGGCAAGGGUUCUUUUGUGCCCAAUGAUGUAAGUAUUGGUGGGGCAGGGCAUGCCAACUUUAUCCUUCUCACAGGCCCGAAUAUGGGUGGUAAAUCAACUCUACUUCGCCAAGUCUGCUUGUCUGUGAUUUUGGCACAGCUUGGAGCAGAUGUUCCUGCAGAAAGCUUUAAGCUCUCUCCUGUUGACCGCAUCUUUGUUCGAAUGGGUGCAAGGGAUCAUAUUAUGGCUGGCCAAAGCACAUUCUUGAUGGAACUUUCAGAGACUGCUUCAAUGCUGUCUUCUGCCACCCACAAUUCUCUAGUGGCAUUAGAUGAGCUUGGUCGGGGAACAUCGACUUCUGACGGACAAGCUAUUGCCGCAUCUGUUUUAGAAUAUCUUGUUCAUCGGAUAGAGUGUCGAGGCUUGUUUUCUACUCAUUAUCAUCGUUUAGCUGUAGAAUAUGAGAAAGAUACCAAGGUGUCACUGUGUCAUAUGGCUUGCCAAGUUGGAAAGGGAGUUAGCGGAUUGGAAGAAGUUACUUUUCUUUAUAGACUGACUCCUGGUUCAUGCCCCAAAAGCUAUGGUGUUAAUGUUGCUCGUUUGGCUGGAAUACCUGCCUCUGUGCUUCAAACUGCCAUGGCAAAAUCAAGUGAAUUUGAAGCUGGUUAUGGGAAGCGCAAGCAUGAAAGUGAAGGUGAGCUUCCAGAUUUUAUCAAGGAUCUGCUUUGUGCUACUGAGAGAUGGAGCUGCCAAAAGGAUUUCCAUGCGAUAAAUUUAAAUUUACUCAGUGAAUUACAAAAGAGAGCUAGGUUGCUUGUGCUCGAAAGCUGAAUCCCAGUUUUCCGAUCUGAGAAUGGUUUUGCGGUCGAAGAAUUCAAGUGAUUUGCUUGAGUGCCAUUUUUGUUUAGAGGUCCACACAGUGAAGCUUGCACGUGUGGUGCUGAUUUGCUCUCGAGACCACUUUCGUCGAUGAAUUCUUCAUAUAUAGAAGCCCUACGCUUGCUGUUCGAUGAAUGGACCAGGAGAGCUUUACCUUUAUAUGUAAAUGACCGCCGAAACACAUUUGGCUGCUUUGGCGUUCGAGAUGGAUAACAGCAUGACUAGCAUGAGCCGUGAGACACCUAGGCCAGGUUGGUCAUAAUCUGGUGGUGGUGCUAUUAAUCUCUACAUGUAAAGUGACCCUCAAGAUAAUUGUGCAUGUGGCAAGAGGAAAAAUCAUUUGUUGGGGAGGUUUGCAACUUUUGCUUAGUUAUCAAUGAAAAAUUUUGUAUAAAA